UGUAACUCCACUAUACAAUCAGUGGUACACCAGGUCCACUCAUAGCCCAUCAUAUGCCGUUUUAACUGCCACCCAUCCAUGCUACCCUGCCAGCUUAAAAUGACAGGCCACACAAAAAAACAAACAAGCAAAACCACUGCUGCCACUUUACUUCUCUGAASCUACCUCAUACAUCCAUGGCUAACCACAACCAGUUUUCUGCGUCCCACAUAGGAUGGAGGGCAUGGGGGAGGCGRGAGGGCAGAUGACACACAACGACAUCAAGCAGGCAAUGAAGGCAUGACGUGAUAAUGCAUGGAAUGACAAGCAACAACGAAGGACAAAGGCUGGAGGGCACAGGGGAGGUGGAAGGGCAGACGACACACAAACACACCAAGGAGGCGGGAGGGCAGACAACAACAAGCACACAAGGCAGGCAAAUCAGAAAAAAAAAUACAAGUCCAUAAAAGUUUCAAAGACCGAAAAAAAAAAAAACUGAUGAUCACAAGAUUGUUUCGUCGGAAUUGCACCGACUCAUCAGGAGGCUGAACCCUCGACAAUCUGAGGAAUCCUCGUAUUUGAUGGUUUGGGUCAUGAACCCUUUGACCCUUGUUGAAGGCAGACUGUCCCCAAGCGGAACAUAGCAGCGGGCAGCAACCCUGUGGAGCACCAGGCAACACAGUAGAGGCAACACGGCUGCACAACGCCAAAAACGACGGCAAGGAAUGACAUGGCAUGCAGGGCAUGCAGCACGGCAACCGUGUAGUGAGCACAAGACAACACAAGCAAGGCAACAGCACUGCAGGGGACAACAGGGCGACCGGACCAGCAGCUCGGCAACCGUGGAGCGGAGCACAAGGCACCUGCAACAAGGCGACCAACCUACAAGGCACACAAGCGGCAAACACGGGAAGACACGACCAGCGGAUGAGAAGCACGGCAGCGAAGCGCAAGGCAACACCAACAGCACAGCCACACUACACAGCGAACACAUCAACCUGCGAAGAGCCGCAUGCGAAGCAAGCAGGACAAGCAGCAGGGCAACGGCAGAGCGCAGACAAGGACGUCCGCACAUCCAACGCGGAGCAAAGCGGCACAUGACCUACUCACAUCACGAGUUAAUCCCGCAGACUGUUGGUUCCCACCACCCACUGAGCCAGGGAGACACUCCGACGACCAUCCGUCAUGACCGACAGGCAACACAGACAUCCCGAACCAAGCAGCCCCCCUAAGAGUGCAGUAGGCAUUCCAAACGAGAACCUACCGACUAUUUGGCACUGCUAGAGGGUGUUCGGCUAGAGACACACGUGUGUGCGCGCGCAUCCCUCGACUUGGAAAACCAUGGCAAGUGAGUCCGAAGCAGUUGGCCAGCAAUUCAUUUGUUUCUGUUUUUUUUUUUUUUUUUUUUUUCCCAACACACUCAACCCUUCUAUUCUGGGAGGUACCAGUCCGGUUGCUUAUUACCGGCAAGCAUAGAAAGACAACAGGAAAACAAGCAUAACAUCAGAUGAGAGAGAAAGGAAAGGCCUACCUGCCCGGCCCGAGACGCCAAUGGCAGGGGACUGCGACUAGCUACCACACCUACGAGCAACAGGCUCGUGACCAGCCGGGAAACAUCCCCAGGGUACCCAGACACCUACCCGGGCUGACACGAGAGAUCCUGCACCUGAGGAGGGGGAGUGUGCCAUCAGCCGUGGUUUUGGCAACUUUCUACAGUGAAAAAAUAUACCAAAAGUGUGAUCAUCUGUCAGUCCCUGUUGUUGUUGUCGCUGUUGCUCCUGCUGAUGCUGCUGUUGUUGUUGUAGCCGUUGGCGGUAGUGCUUUGAAACGGUUUUCACCUUUUGCAGUCACAGAUGCGGAUCCCAGGGCUCGAUCCCCAGACCUUAAGCCUUGCCUUCCCUGUGUACAGUAUCAAGUCGACCCUGUGUGUCUUGAACCCGUGACCUGUGUGUUAGUAGUUGAAAGUUAUCUGUCGUAGGUCUGAGUAGUUGUUGAGUCUUGAACCUUAGACCUGUCGAAGUACGGGUCAUAACUGCAUAGGGGUCGUAGUUAUUGUAGUUCUGAAAGGUCAAGGUCGUAGCUGCUACAGUCCUGAAAGGUCAAGGUCGUAGCUGCUACAGUCCUGAAAGGCCAAGUCCGCAAACUUCCGGAAGGUCAGGAAGUGGCCUUUCAAGUUUCUUCUCACGUUAUACACAGCAGACCAGAGGCAAGUGGGCAAGUGGUGAUUCCAACUUCGCUUAGUCAGCAGUACCCAGUCCCAGUCUCACUUUGUACAGUCAGCAAGUACCAUGAGGGACUGUGUGCACCAUGGGUCCGGUGGAAAAGCGCAGACCAGCGACUUACAGAAGUAUAAAUCAAGAGGCAGCAUCCAGCCAUUCAUUCAUUCCUGCGUGAGCCAUGCGGAAGCGCUGCCCAAGCGUCUUGUGCGAGGUGGUCUGCAGAUGCCCGAGGUCGAAUUGGGCUUGAAGAAGUUAGUGCGCCAUAGUUAGUAGUAGCCGGCGGCCAUUGCCACCAUAGCUAGCGUUAGAUGUUAGUGUGUGUGUAUGCGUGUGUGAUGCAGUGAGCGCGUGUGGGGUAUUCAUGGUGAUUUAGGGUUGAGUGUGUGCAAAAAGUGGUGUUGGAAACAGUGUCGAGAGUUGGGAUGUA
This is a messenger RNA of Chara braunii, 2625 nucleotides long. The record is from the annotation of a GenBank genome assembly. Lineage: Eukaryota; Viridiplantae; Streptophyta; Charophyceae; Charales; Characeae.